Messenger RNA from Larimichthys crocea (large yellow croaker), 3170 nucleotides. It is a transcript of the gene nkx2-1, whose product is annotated as NK2 homeobox 1. Gene Ontology annotation, biological process: cell differentiation; regulation of transcription by RNA polymerase II. Lineage: Eukaryota; Metazoa; Chordata; Actinopteri; Sciaenidae. Bases 1451 to 2494 code for a protein of 347 amino acids. The record is from RefSeq and is a predicted model, not a curated record. Gene Ontology annotation, cellular component: nucleus. The transcript is spliced from 2 exons. Gene Ontology annotation, molecular function: DNA-binding transcription factor activity, RNA polymerase II-specific; RNA polymerase II cis-regulatory region sequence-specific DNA binding.
UAUAAUAAACGGGUAGCAGAAUAAUAAGCUGCUGCUUUCUAUUAAAAUCUAUAAAAUAAUGUGAUAUAACUGUUUAUAAAAUAAAAUUACGCACACCUUUAAAACGCACUGCCGAUUAUUAUUCUAAUACAAAUAAAAUAUUAAUAACAGAACUGCUACCAAUAACAACAAUGAUAACAAUAAUCCAUAAAUACGAUAUUAUUAGGGUCAUUUAAUCAUCUUUGGUUUGCUCUAUAUUUGGUUUCUUCGUGCGUAAAAGCGCAGAAGAAGUCACCUGGAAAAAGCUGUGCGUAAAAGUGGACUUCAAAGCCAUUUCGUGACUUCAAAGCUGGUUGGAUGAAGCCAAAAAAAAAAAAAAAAUCUUUCUGCUCCUCGUGUGUUUGAAAAAACCCGAGAAAUGAGAUGUGAUUGAGUUAAACUGCUAUGGCUCCUUGAGCAUUAAGGCAAGAUGCUACUGAGGGCUACCUGGCGUUGUGAUGCAGGAGAGAGAGUACUUGAACGCCGUUAAACUUCACAUGAGAGCCUCUUCUGCUCCAGACUCUAUUUUGUUUUUUUGGUUGUUGUUGUUUUUUCUUUUUCUUUUUUAGAAGAGUGUGUGCAUCUGAAUUUAAGUAACACGCUGCUUUGCGUCCAAUGAUAUCAGAAGAAAGAGAAAAAAAAAGGGAACGAGGGGGGUUAAUCAUUUACGCAGCCACUUAACACGCGGAUGUGUAUUUAUUUACUUAUCAGUAUCAGUCAGUUUCCCUCCCCGCAAGUGCACUUUUGCAUGUCUGAGUACGAUAAGGCAUAACACAAACAAUCCUGCAAUCACUGGAGGCCUCUCAUGGCCAUUAAAAGUCAGUAGUUCAACUGAGGAGUGGUUCUCCAACUCUCAAGUCCAUAUAGGCCUCCUUUCAUCAAGAGGCCCUCGUAAACAUCACUACAGUUAAUAAAGUGUAUUGUGGUCAGUGCAGUCUCAAGGUGCAGCCGCGUGUUUAUCAGCGACAGAAACAAGACACGAACUCCAAACACAGCAGCGGCAGCAGCUGCUGCAGCAGCGGCGGCGGCAGAGUCCGGACUCCGGCUUCAGCCGCAGGGAUGAACAUUUAUGAUCACCUACGUUAUGUUAUUGUUAGUGGGAGGGGAGCACAUGUCUUGUAAGUGAAAUUACGCUCGGCGAAAGGAGGCUAGAGCUGUUUUGUAUUGUUGCCGAUGCCCCGCCUCUGAUGGUAGCCUUAAACCUGGCACCCAGCUAAAACAAACCAAAGCCAGCACCGAGCUCCCACUCAAUCCAAUUAAGGCGGACUUGAGGCGCUCUCCUACGUGUUCAUCUACCAGGAUCGACGUUGAGACAACAGGAACCAGAGGGGCUUUGGCCAAAAAAAAAAAAAAAAAAAAAAAAAAAAAGAGAGAGGAGAGAGAAGGAGAGAUUGCCUUGCCUUCUAAUUUCUCCCUCUCCAGCCUCAGAACAAUGUCGAUGAGCCCUAAGCAUACGACUCCUUUUUCUGUUUCCGAUAUCUUGAGUCCCCUUGAGGAGAGCUAUAAGAAAGUAAGUAUGGAGAAUAACAACUUGGGGGCACCUCUCACUUCUUACCGGCAGCCGCAGGUCUCUCAGGCGGCGAUGCAGCAGCACCACAUGGGCCACAAUGGGACUGUGUCUGCGGCUUACCACAUGACUGCGGCAGGUGUUUCUCAGCUGUCACACACGGCCAUGGGGGGCUACUGUAACGGCAACCUGGGCAACAUGGGCGACCUGCCGUCGUACCAAGACGGCAUGAGGGGCAGCACCACGGCCACCGGCUGGUACGGAGCCAACCCAGACCCGCGCUUCUCCACUAUUUCUCGCUUCAUGGGCUCGUCGUCGGGCAUGAACAUGGGCAGCAUGGGCAGCCUCAGCUCCCUGGCAGACGUGGGUAAAGGCAUGGGCUCUCUGUCCAGCACCCCGAGGAGAAAGAGGCGAGUGUUGUUCUCCCAGGCGCAGGUCUACGAGCUGGAGCGACGCUUCAAGCAGCAGAAAUACCUGUCGGCACCGGAGAGGGAGCACCUGGCAAGUAUGAUCCACCUCACCCCGACCCAGGUGAAAAUCUGGUUUCAGAAUCACCGGUAUAAGAUGAAGAGGCAGGCGAAAGACAAAGUGUCACAGCAGCAGAUGCAGCAGGACAGCGGCUCGUGCCAGCAGCAGCAGCAACAGUCCCCGCGGAGGGUGGCCGUGCCGGUGCUGGUGAAGGACGGGAAGCCGUGCCAAGGCAGCGGCCACACGCCCACAUCCUCCGCACAGACCCACCACCAGCAAGGGGGCAAUGUCAUGAUCAUGUCCAACAACACGUCCGGCCUCGGGCAGCAUCAGAGCCAGCAGGUGGGAAGCACAGGUCACUCUCCAGAUUUGGCACCGCACUCCUCCAGUCCGCCGUCACUCCAGAGCCAAGUGGCCGGCCUCUCCCACCUCAAUUCCCCCGGCGCAGAGUACGGCUCGGCCCUGCAGUGUUCAGCCCUGUUAUACGGCAGGACGUGGUGACAAGAGGCGCCGGCUCUGAUUUCAACCAGUUCUUCUAUUUAAAGAAAAAAAAAAAGACAUUUUUUCUUCUUCUUCUUCUUCUUUCAAGACUCGACAAGUUUCACUGUAAAUGUUGCGCGUUUGAACAACAAGAGCCGGAUGAAGCUCGGCGAAGCUCCUCUUUGAGUUUUCUUCUGUUUUUUAAUUUUUAAUUAUUUUUUUUUUGGAAAAGGAAGUGUGACUUAUCCGGAGAUGAAGGAGAGAAAAAAACAACAACAACAAACAAAGAAAGAAACAUUUUUUAAAACCAGAAAAACUGCGGAUGUGAAAGUCUUGGAUUUAUUUAUGUAAAUUAUAUUGAGACAAAAGAAGAAUCAGCAGUUUAUUAUAGGCCAGGAAACAGGAAAGGCGCUAAAACUGCUGUAUAUGGGUGCUGUUUAAUCCCCCCCGCACACACACACACACACACACACACACACACACACACACCACUCUGAUUUAUAAUAGAAUUUAAUGUAAGCCGUAGAUCUAGCUUGUAUAUUUCUGUAAAAGGUUUGAAUUUUAGCUCUCUGUUGUACAAAGUUUUUGCCGGUUUGUUGUCGUUUCAUUGGUAUUUGUACGUUUAAUUUCUUUGUAACUUAUAUAGAUAUUUGACUUACUACAAAAAAAAACAGUCCUAAUAAAUUAUGGAAACAAG